Molecule: messenger RNA, 2862 nt
Organism: Linum trigynum
Lineage: Eukaryota; Viridiplantae; Streptophyta; Magnoliopsida; Malpighiales; Linaceae
Source: the annotation of a GenBank genome assembly
CAAAUUUCUUUGCGUACUUUGGAGAAUACCUGGCGUCUACCUUAAUGAGCACUCAAUCAGACGCUAUAAAGGGGCCUACGUUAGGAGUUAAUCUAACACGUUGGUUCUCCACUAACGUGCCCGUUUUGGGCGAUUGUAACCUUGUCUCCUAUGUUUAAUUUACAAUGUGAAAAAAAUAUUCUGAUUAUGAUAAAGUGAUAUUUUGUCGAAGAUCAAUUUUCAAAAUUCCAAUCGAGUCACGCCUUUCUAUAAAUCCUAGUAGAUUAGAGUGCUAUUUUCAACUUGAGGUACGUCUCUCAAGUUUCACCUAAUCUUAACGAGACAACCUACACUAUUUUAAGCUCCAAAGCAACUGUAACAUCCGUUCCAAAAAUGUGUCGACAUAAAACAUUGUAAAGUUGGGAUCUUUUGAGAUGCUUUCCCAAUUUAUGCCUUGGAACCCAAUUGAUCGGUGCCAAACGUGUAGCGUUGAGUGGCCGGGGAUUAGUGCGCCAGCCACAGACAGCAAUUCGGCCUUAGCCACCUCGUCGGCGCUACAACAACAACGCCACUAGCCGGCCGCGGAAGUGGCUCUUUCUCUCUCCCCGCUCGUGGAAUAAUUCCCUUCUUCAUCCGAAAAAAAUCCUUUCUUUGUGGCCACAAAACCAACCUCCGGAUUUCCUACUUCAGCCUCUUCCCUUGCAAUUGAUGCUCUCUUGCUUCUCUCUCUUCCUGUAUCCGCCAGUCACUAUCUCAAACACCUCAUUCCCACUUGUCCGCUCUCCGCCUUCUCUACGGCUGCCGUCGUCUGUUGCACUACACAAACAUAUACAGUCAUAUACUUCCCCGCUCCUCGCUCGACGGCAACGACCCACCAUGGCUUUGCUGAGUGUUAUCUAAAUCGACGGCGCAAGACUUCUUGAAAAUGCAGCAAUCUUCGGGAGUAGCUCAAGAACCGGGGCCUCUUGUCGAUUGGGUGGCUCAAUUCGGUCGCUUUGCAUUCAACGCCGCCGCGAAUUCAAAUGGGUACUCUUCCUUUCGUUCCAAUUACUUGUACUUUGAUACCACGGGUCGAAAGAGUAUCAGGGGAGGCAGGGUGGCUGCUUCCUUGAGGCUGGGAGAAGGAGGCGGUUCGAGUUUUAGAAGGAUUUGGAAUGAAUUUAAUGGGUUUGUUAGGUCUCACUGUUAUAGAAUCCCUAUUGGGUUCGCUUCUGUUGGGGUUGGGCCAGGGGAUUGUAGGAGUAGUAGUAGUAGUGAUGUUAGUAAGUUGAACGAUGGUUGUGAUGCUUUGGUGGAUGAGGGUUUGCCUUUGAAUGGAGUUGGGACUGACGGCCCUAAAAAGGUUCUCAUUCUGAUGAGUGAUACCGGUGGUGGUCAUAGAGCUUCCGCAGAGGCUAUCAAGGCUGCUUUCUAUGAGCAGUAUGGUGAUGAUUAUCAGGUGUUCAUUACUGAUCUAUGGUCAGAGCACACACCUUGGCCGUUCAAUCAAUUGCCUAGGAGCUAUAAUUUCUUGGUCAAACACGGUACAUUGUGGAAAAUGACAUACUAUGCAUCUGCACCAAGGCUAAUUCAUCAAUCGAAUUUUGCUGCAACUUCAACGUUUAUAGCUCGUGAAGUUGCCAAAGGAUUGAUGAAGUACCAACCUGACAUUAUUAUCAGUGUGCAUCCACUGAUGCAGCAUGUUCCUCUUCGUAUAUUGAGGGCAAAGGGUCUUCUGCAGAAGAUAGUAUUCACUACAGUAAUUACAGAUCUUAGCACAUGCCAUCCAACCUGGUUUCAUAAGCUUGUUACACGAUGUUAUUGUCCAUCAACCGAAGUUGCUAAGAGAGCCUUGAAAGCCGGGUUGCAGCCUCCCCAAAUCAAAGUUUUUGGCCUUCCUGUUCGACCAUCCUUCGUCAAACCUGUUCGGCCUAAGGAAGAACUAAGGAGAGAACAAGGGAUGGAUGAAGACCUUCCUGCUGUUCUCUUGAUGGGGGGAGGAGAAGGGAUGGGGCCUAUUGAGGCAACUGCAAAGGCACUUGGUGAUUCUUUAUAUGAUGAGAAUCUUGGGGAGCCAAUUGGUCAAGUCCUCGUUAUAUGUGGCCGCAACAAAAAGCUUGCUAAUAGAUUGGCUUCAAUCGAUUGGAAAAUUCCUGUUCAGGUGAAGGGUUUUGUGACUAAAAUGGAAGAUUGCAUGGGUGCAUGUGACUGCAUCAUCACCAAGGCUGGUCCGGGAACUAUUGCAGAAGCCAUGAUACGCGGGCUUCCUAUAAUUUUGAACGACUACAUUGCAGGGCAAGAAGUAGGUAAUGUGCCAUACGUGGUGGAGAAUGGAUGUGGGAAGUUCUCGAAAUCGCCGAAAGAGAUAGCUAGGAUCGUUGGUCAAUGGUUUGGUCCAAAGAAGGAAGAACUGAAGGCCAUGUCUCAGAAUGCUCUGAAGUUGGCCAGACCUGAUGCGGUUUUCAAGAUUGUCAACGAUAUGCAUGAACUGGUUAGGCAGCGGAGUUAUGUCCCUCAGUUGAACUGUGCAACUUAAAUCCUGUCAAAACAAUCAAGCCCCAAAUUUUCUUUCCCUCAUCAUCCAUGAAAUUUUGACUCAAGUGAGGUUGGUUUGAGACUUUGUAUCCAUGUUCUGAGAUUUGUCACUGAUUUGAACAAUGAAAAGGAAAAGCUAUAUGAUUGAUUCUUUCUGUGAAUCUUGUUUGUUCAAGUGGCUCGUGGUAUGAGUCGAGAUGGAUAGGGCUGUGGGCUAUAUUGAAAUUGUCAUCUUAAGCCGAUUAGGAAACAGAUCCCUAAAAGAAAAGUGGACAUAACAGAAAUAUAUUUGAUCAAUGUAGGAUCCAAGUUAAGUCGAAAUUUUUACCGUCAACUUCCUUCGCAUCGAAAUCAACAUAUACUAAUAUU